AUGUGCAUUACGAUGUGCGCUUUGAAUUGCUGUUGCUUGUGCCUGGCAUGUCUUUCGACAUUGCUCAUGCUGUUUGGGGCACUCCUAGUGCCGCAAGUCCAUACAGAGUUCUACCGCUUAUCCGCGUCUCACUUGGACGGCACUCCGCUGUUCAUGGCCGGACUCGUCACGCUAGGCCGGCACUUUACUUAUUGUCUGGGUGACUACUUGGGCUGCGUCAAAGACGAGGCCGCGCAUGACUUGACCGCGACUUUCACCUGGGAAACUGGCGUGGGGCUGAUGCCCGCUUUGGGGCCCAGCAUGAUGUUCCACGGCCAGCGUAUGGUCUCGGUGCGCUUCUCGCACAAGGAGUAUCGCGGAGCGGCUUAUGAUCCACACGCAGGGCGUCCUGUUGACAUGAUGGUUGCCUCAAACAAGUCGUCGCUGCCGGCAGGAGUGCUCCCGGACCUCUCUCCGGACAUCCUGCUGAAUUUCGACACCGGCUCCAAGGAGCACAGUGACAGGAGACAUCUCCUGGCCGACGCGCUGCCGGCUCUGAAGUGGGAUGCGGAGCUGCCGGCUUUCCAGAUCCCGCCGGGGGUGUUGCCGGGAGAUGCCAGCAACAAACGGUCCGUCUUUGACGUCGUUGGUUACAACUUGUUCCGAUGUCUCUUUGAGGUGGAUCUUGCAAGCGAGCUGGCGAGCCUAUUUGAAUAUGAUGCCACCUUCACGCCGGCGGUGCUUGGGGCACCGUUGCUCGGGUUCCAAGGCCGUCGCCUGGCCGAGAUCCGGAGCACCGUUUUCCAGAAGGUGGAGGCGGGGGAGGUCGGGAAGAGCUUCAUGGCCUUAGCCACGGAGCGAUCCAUGUAUGGCAAGCAGCGGCUGGAUGAGAUGGUUUGGAUCGCGCUCUUUGCCGGCUACGGUGGUACGGGCAACUUAGCCUACGAGACCCUGCGGAUGAUUCUGAAGGACCCGAGCAUGAUCAAGCUCUUCCGCCGCGAUCCGGAUGCCUUCAUGCUGGAGGCCGCGCGUGUGAGGCCGCCCGUGGGCGGCAUGAACCCCUACCAGUUCCGGGAGCCGCAGGAGAUCCCGUUGCCCUCGGCGGGCAGGACUUGGACAGCCAGAGCAGGGGAUCUGGCUUUCAUGCUGACCAGCGCGGCCAACAAUGACCCGCUGAUUUUCAAAGAUCCUUCUGCCUUCAUCCCUGGCCGAGAGAACGCAGAGCGACUGCUAUCUUGGAACAACGAGUGGGGGGACUUCAAGAGCUGCCCCAGCGUGGCCGGGUGUCCUGCGGCGCCCCGGGGCUGCCCUGGCACCUUCUUGUCCAUGCACCUGGCCAAGAACGCAGUUGCCUUCUUCAUCGAAGGCAUGGAGGCCAAGCUGAAGAGCCCGCAGCGGCUGCAGAUUGGUACAGACAUCGACAGACGGCAAAUAGACGCGUUCGAAAGGGCCCGGGGCCUCAUGCGGGCGGCGCUGGCCCGUGAGGACGCGAUGUUUGCAGACGAGGCGCUGGGCGUGCUGGGCCGCUUGGAGCACCACCGCAAGCUGCGGCUCACAAAGUCUGAGCUGCGCUCCUUUGCCUUGCCGCUGCUGCGCAGGGCUUUGCGGUGGCGCUGCCCCAGCGACGUGGAGGCUGCGGAGGAGUUGGCGAGCUUGCGUACGUGCAGACGGACGCCUGAAGAACCGCUGGAUUCGGAGCAAAGACCUUUGUCGGUGCUGGCCACCGAGCUGAUUCCCAGCUGGCUGGAGGAGGCUGGUGACGCCAGAGCAGACCGGCUCAAACUGGCGGCUGAAGCCUGGGAGGCUCUGAAUGUAGAGGUCUGCCUCGAGCUGGGGGCCUGUCGCGAAGUCCGUCGGUCCUUGGAGGUUCUGCUGGACAAGCAGGCCACUUGGGACCCAUCUGAGCAGGUAGACCUGCGCCUGGCGCUGCAGCCUCUUUUCCUCGCGGAUUUGGAGGCGAUGCGAAUCAAUGCGGUGCUCCAAUGCUUGGCUUCCGACAGGUUUUGCCUGAGCAUUGCGCAGAACCUGGGCGGUCGAAGGCAGCAGGAGGACCGCCUCGCCGCUUGCCCGGCCUUAGGUGACGGCGAAACGGCCUUCUUCGGCCUUUGGGACGGGACCGUGGAUGACUUUGCGGCCGAGCAGGUGAAGCGGCUGGUGCUGCUCAAGCUGCUGGCCUCUCCUGGCUGGGCCGCAUACCAGGCGCGGAAGCGGGAUGGCGGAGCUGCCACGUCCUGCCAGGAGCACCUGGAGGCGGGCAUGCGAGACGCGAUUAUACAAGCUGACGAGGAGCUCAUUUGUCGCUGCCGGGAAACGCAGAACCACUAUUCCAGCUGCACGGGGGUGAUGGUCCUGCUGGCGGAUGACGUGCUAACUGUCGCAAGCCUAGGGGACUCCCGGGCGCUGGGCAUCAUGGAUGCAUUCCUCCGCUGCGAGCCCCUGACUUGCGACCACAAGCCUGACUUGCCCGCCGAGCGGCGAAGGAUCGAGGAAGCCGGCGGCUUUGUGGCGGUGAAUGGCUCGCCCGCGGUGAGACGCCAAAGCAGCUGCAGUACUCGCGGGCCUUUGGGGGCAAGGACUUGCAGCCGUACGGGCUGUCCAACCAGCCUGACAUCAAGCAAAUGGUCUUGGACGUCAGACACAAGGUGCUGA
This is a messenger RNA of Effrenium voratum, 2628 nucleotides long. The record is from the annotation of a GenBank genome assembly. Lineage: Eukaryota; Dinophyceae; Suessiales; Symbiodiniaceae.